Messenger RNA from Talaromyces amestolkiae, 828 nucleotides. RefSeq lists its product as uncharacterized. NCBI's taxonomy places the organism in Eukaryota, Fungi, Ascomycota, Eurotiomycetes, Eurotiales, Trichocomaceae. The record is from RefSeq and is a predicted model, not a curated record. The transcript has a single exon. The coding region runs from base 1 to 828 and encodes 275 amino acids. Gene Ontology annotation, biological process: proteolysis. Gene Ontology annotation, molecular function: glutamic-type endopeptidase activity.
AUGAAGUUCUCUACUCUCGCAGGGUCUAUCCUGCUCUCCAGCGUUGCGCUAGCUGCUCCUCUUUCCGAGGAGAAUCUCGCUCGACGUGAAGCCAACCGCGUUGCUCGCCGUGCUCGUCCCCACAGGCAGACUCACACCAACCAGCGUGUUGACGCCGGCAAGGAUCUUGCGACGACCGAUUCCGAGACCUUUGCCGAAGUCUACUCCAGCAACUGGGCCGGUGCUGUCCUGAUCGGGUCCGGAUACACCUCAGUCACUGGAUCCUUCGUUGUUCCUUCCGUCACUGUUCCAGAUGGUGGUGACAGCACCCAACAGUACUGCGCUGCCGCCUGGGUUGGUAUUGACGGCGACACUUGUGGCACCGCUAUCCUCCAGACUGGUGUGAACAUCUGCAUUCAGAACGGUCAGAUCACGAACACUGCUUGGUACGAGUGGUUCCCUGCCGCCCAAGAGUACUGGGAUAGUGGUAUCUCCAUCAACACUGGUGACACUAUUACUGCUACUGUUACUGCCGACAGCUUGACUGGUGGCACCGCUACUGUCACCAACGAGUCCAACGGCCAGUCCGUCUCAUACACCUUCUCCGGCCAGACUGACAGUCUCUGUGAGACCAACGCUGAAUGGAUCAUGGAGGAUCUCUCGGGUGGCGGCGGUCUUCUCAACUUCGCCGACUUUGGCAGUGACUUCACCUUCACUGGUGCUACUGCCCUCUCCAACGGUGCUACCGUCGACACCACGGGUUCUACCAUCAUGGACAUUUACCAAAAUAACGAGGUCCUCACCUCUACCAGCGCUUCUGGCAGCACUGUCGUUAUUUCUUACCAAUAA